AUGGUCGUUACCAGAAAGGGAAUAAGGGAUCAUCUUUUCCCGGCAACAUCUGAAGACAGACCGAUACCUUUCAGUGAGAAGUAUGCCAGAAGACGAACGCCAAUCAUUGGUCAAAUCAAGGGCAGAACGAAACGACGAUAUCUGAUCAACCUUCCUAGAAAGCAGGUGGGCUCGCACAUAUCCCAAGUAGAGCCCGUGUUCAAGCAGCGUUCGGGACAGGGCCAUUCGGACACGGAGCACAGUGACCGCCUUGAAUCGGAGGAUACUGACGCCGAGCGUACUGAUGGGGAUGAUACUGACGCCGAGCAUCCUGAGGUCAAGCGCUCUGUUGCGAAGCGCUCUGUUGCGAAGCGCUCUGUUGUGAAGCGCUCUGUUGCGAAGCAAAAUGAUGCAGAAUCCUAUACUAAAGAACAAACUGAUGCUGGCCAUAACGUCACGGAGCAAACUAACACGAAAACUCCCCAUAAAAAUUCUUGCGAAGAUAUAUAUAUCAAUCGAAUGCUACCAGAUUUCCCUGUAACUGAGCAGGAGCUGAGCCUUGAGAUGUCGAGAUUUAUACAGUACCUAGUAAGAGCUCAAGUGAGCCUUGCCGUUUACGAUAAAGAUGUUUGGGAGCCACAAUUUCCAGGAACCGAGGAACAAGUCAUCUCCAAGUUAUUAGAGACCUUCAGACAUCUCGUUCGGAUGGAGGUCGGUAGUUAUAAGAGGUGGGCUUCACCGCCUCACUCUCCUAUGACUGUAUUGUCUCGAAGCACGAAUCGUAAGAAAUAUCAGAACUGUGAACUCGUCGGAGUCUUGCAGGAUUUGAUUAGGAAGACCGCUGAGCAGUACAAAGACACUUUGAAGUAUCAACUCGAGUUGGGCAAUCAACCUUCAUUAGACUCAGCACCAACAUAG
Microdochium trichocladiopsis is the source of this 897-nucleotide messenger RNA. RefSeq lists its product as uncharacterized. The record is from RefSeq and is a predicted model, not a curated record. The transcript has a single exon. Lineage: Eukaryota; Fungi; Ascomycota; Sordariomycetes; Xylariales; Microdochiaceae. Bases 1 to 897 code for a protein of 298 amino acids.